This is a messenger RNA of Lodderomyces beijingensis, 2313 nucleotides long. NCBI's taxonomy places the organism in Eukaryota, Fungi, Ascomycota, Pichiomycetes, Serinales, Debaryomycetaceae. The record is from the annotation of a GenBank genome assembly.
AUGUUGAACGUCGCUCCCUAUUUGAACUCGGUGUGCCCUGGUUACUCGGAGUUGGAGGAAAACACGUUCCACUGCUUGUCCCAAAGCAAAGUGCCUUCCAUGGCCAAGGAGAUUACGUGGCCGAUAACGUCAUCCGCUAAAACGGGCCAACUUGCAGUCCCCAGCUCGAAAUUGGUUUUGGAGACCAACUACUUAAACAUUGCGAGACCCGCGUUGGGUGCAUUCGAGUCAACGACCUACGUGUCCCUUCCUUUACAUGUGGUGAGCGAGUUCCAGGAAAAGGUCAAAUCUUGCGAACGUGCAACCGAGGGCAAUAUGCACAUUGGAGCCAACGUGAACCCGCUAAUUCAGGACCCGUUCCGUAAUAUCAAUCUCAACCCGGGAGCAUUGUCCACCAUAAUCGAAACCAAGACCAAAUUGCAGUCGCGAAAUCCGUUUGCUCAAAUGGCUGCAAACAGCAAAAGAAGGGAAUUUGCUCGAGAUGAAACUUAUCUGACUCUUCGAGAUCAGCCGGAUGUCACCAUCAUGGCUUGGAAGGAUGACUUUGCAGCGUGCCAGAAAUUAAUGGUCAGCUCGCAUGUAAAUGUGCUAAAUGUGUUUGGCCUAGAUGCUGCAUCCCAGUACUCAUUUACGGAAAAUGUGACAGAAGAGGAUGACAGCGGGGUAGAAGUGGAGAAUGCUGCCAUAGAGAGCCCUCUAUUGAGGCUCAGGUUUAAAGAAAACUCAAUCAUCACCACGUUGUUUGCGUUUGUGUUGGACGAAGAGCCCAUAGUGAUUCUAGGGUUCCAUUCAGGGGAACUUACUAUAGUAAGACCGCGCUCGUUGAAAUGGAAGGAGUUUACAAUUGUCUCCAACAAGGAAGAAUCGCUAGAAGUGGUUGGAGUUUCGGCAAUAACCGUCCUUCUGCAUCCCAAAUACGACUUUUUGAUUGUGGCGGGUUACACCAACGGAGAGGUGGCAAUCAUAAACCCACAUGGAGACGAAGACUUGACCCAGUACAAAAAGGAGAUUGUGGGCAAGGACGCCCACACGACUUUUUUCAGAAAGACGGAUCUAAGUCCCAUGUCUUUGAGAAAGGACCACCAACAGCUGCAGCUGCUGCUUCUUCUUCAUUUCAAGAUAAGCUCGACAGCAAUAACGGCCAUUGCGUCCACUUUAAAGCCAAAAGGAUCAGAGGAAACAUCAUCUUUGCAGCCGUACCUAGUAGCUAUCGCAGCAGCUGACGGCUUUGUCAGAAUUAUCGACUUUAUGUUCACCGCGGGGGAUAAUCGUGAAGGCGCCAACCCACUAAUCAUCACCGACAUUGUACCCAGCUACUUCAACACGGAGAUUUCCGAUGUGACAUUCAGCCCCGACUACAAGUUUCUUUGCAUACUGGGCAAAGGAGACCUCAUUGAGGUUUUCAAAAUGUCGUACUAUAAUGUUGAUGGGCUCUUGAAGAAAAACGCUAGACAAGGCGGCAGGUCCAGAAGUGGAACAGUCAAUAGCAGGGUAUCACACCAACAUUUACUUCGAGCCGAUGCAGAGGUCAAUUUCCAGGGUCAGCAGCUGCACCAGCAACAGCAACAACAGCAACAACAACAACAACAACAACAACAAAUGAUAAACAUUAUCCCUCCCAUGAUCAAAAGCAUCGACAUUGUAUGCCGACUCAAGGGCCACACAAAUUUUGUCAAAUCGAUUCAGUUUUUGGGGGAAGUAGACGAGACGAAUCUGACUUAUAAAAUUUUGAGCUGCGGCAACGACGCCUGUAUUUUCGUCUGGGAAUUCGACUACAAAGCAGUGCCGAAAGUGAAGAAACAAGCCAGCAUCCCUCACCGGACGCGAGAGACUCGGCGGUCCGUUUACGAAAGAAAGUCGAGCAUCCAGAUUGUGGCACGCAGCCCUUCCCCCAACCCUGGAAGCCCCAUUCGAAAUAACGCCGCGCGAAGAAACAAGUCGGAGGACCCCUUUUUCAAAGCCGCGUCUUUUGCGAAUGUGCCAGCUGCCAUCAUGAGCACCAACUUGUCUAGCGUGCUAAGUGGCGGAGACGCGCCAGCGACUGGGAGCGCCGUGGAUUCGGUGCUUUCGUUGUACAGGAAAUUACAAGACUUGAGGAAUAGAAAGAAUGCGCAGAGAAAUUUCGCCCAGUACGGUUCGAUCAUCACGCCCAUUGUCAACGACAAACUCGUGCCCGUUAUUGGGAUUCCAUUGGUGACUAUCCAGUUGACGUGUCUAAUCCCAGGUGGGAAAAUCGACAAUGUGAUAAUCGAUGAAAACUACCUAUGGUGUUUUUGCAAAAGCGGUGAUAUAUUCAAGUAUAAAGUAGUAUAA